Molecule: messenger RNA, 917 nt
Organism: Sitophilus oryzae (rice weevil)
Lineage: Eukaryota; Metazoa; Arthropoda; Insecta; Coleoptera; Curculionidae
Product: fatty acyl-CoA reductase 1-like
Exons: 6
Coding region: 1-876 (291 amino acids)
Biological process (GO): long-chain fatty-acyl-CoA metabolic process
Cellular component (GO): peroxisome
Molecular function (GO): alcohol-forming very long-chain fatty acyl-CoA reductase (NADP+) activity
Source: RefSeq, a predicted model, not a curated record
AUGAAGAAGGAAAUUAAAGAUAAAUAUAUCCGUAUUCUAUUUAUCCACGUGUCUACUGCGUACGCCUUUCCACACGAAAAGAUACUUUACGAGAAACCCUAUCCACCUCCGGCUAAUCCCAACGAAGUACUGAAUGGUUUAAGUUGGAUCAGUGAUGACGCACUAGAAGGAUUUUCAAAAAAAAUACUUGGAAAUUGCCCAAAUACGUACACAUUUUCCAAAGCCCUUGCUGAGGACCUAGUCAAUCAAGAAGUAGGAAAAAUGCCAGUAAUAAUAAUACGCCCAGCUGUAGUUAUACCAACAUUGGAUGAUCCUAUUCCGGGUUUCUUCAACAAUCUCACCAGCCCAAUGGGUAUUUUCAUUGGAGCAGGAAAAGGAGUUAUUAGAACGAUGUAUCUGGACAGCAAAUCCUUCGCCAAUCUGGUACCUGCAGACUCUACUAUAAACGGUACUCUGAUAUCCAUCUGGGACUACUUAACAACAAAAAAACAAUAUGUAUUUAAUCUGUGCGUACCUUUGGAGGAUAUAAAACUAAACUGGGAAGAAAUAGUAGAACUAGGGAAAGACGUAAUUUAUAACAGGAUACCGUUCAAUGGUAUUCUGUGGUAUCCAGGUGGAUCGAUGACGAAAAGCAAAGCGUGGCACUAUUUCAAUUUCGUACUUUUUCAAAUAAUUCCAGCAUUUUUUAUUGAUGGCUUAUUGCUUUGCUUAGGAUACCCACCAGUACUGCUCAAAGUAAACAACAGACUGCACAAAGGACAGGAAAUGUUCGAGUAUUAUACGACAAGGGCAUGGUACUUUAAAACAGAUUACCUAGUUCAUAUGAGAAAAAAAUUAAAUAGCAUAGAGAAAAAGUUGUAUAAAGUGAGUACAUAGUAUUAACAAAAAAGUCAGUCUUCAGAGAAUAUCUACUCAGG